Baudoinia panamericana UAMH 10762 is the source of this 1260-nucleotide messenger RNA. RefSeq lists its product as uncharacterized. The coding region runs from base 474 to 980 and encodes 168 amino acids. The record is from RefSeq and is a predicted model, not a curated record. The transcript has a single exon. NCBI's taxonomy places the organism in Eukaryota, Fungi, Ascomycota, Dothideomycetes, Mycosphaerellales, Teratosphaeriaceae.
CAACUCAUAUGACCGUCUUACAGAUGAUGCUACACUUUGUUGAUCCCAGCCAAUAGCUUAUGCAACGAGUACUGGGACCGACCGUUCCUAAUGUAUACGUAGACUCGAUCUACCAAGGGCAAAGGAUCACUAUGAUGCAGAAACGGCUGUGUCGUGAAGCUCCUUCUUAAGAGCGGCCGAGGCCUGUACAGGCUGGUCUGUGAAGCAAGUGACUUACUCUUGAGAAGAAUUCCGCUUCCACUUUGUAGCUUCUGAGAGGUAAGCUUUAUGCUUCGCUGCAACACAAGCGACUUACCGUUGCUUCUCACCAGAGUGGUCCGACUUUUACAGAGUUAGGAUAGCCUGCACCAUGUCUCGCACACAGCCCGAUAUUGGUUAUUUCCUUCCAAACACACGGAUAAGCGACAUAAUAGUCACAUUUUAGCCACGACGUCGUUUCAGCAGGCUACAGAACCGGGUUACUGUAGCGGAGGAUGAAUAGCAGAGGCGCAAACGCAUACCACGAGCGGCGCCUACUGCCUGCGUUUCAAAGGCGUGCAAGCUCAUCUCCCACUUCCAACGAGCUUGAGCUCCAAGCAGCUCAGCCGAGGCGGGCGGACGCUUUCUACAAGCCUGGCGCCGACCCGGAGAACAAGGCUGGAGGCUUUGCGCAAGGCAGUGCCGUGUACCGCACUGAUGAGGAACGAGACCAAGACGAGGCCGCGCGACGUCAGUGGCGUGGAGACCAGCUCGAUAUGAUGCGCGAGUUUGGGAUCUAUGAGGGAUGCAGAAGCUGUUUGAUCGCGGGGCCUUGUUUGCGGCAUGACCUUUUCUACGCUGCGGCAGAGAGGGCCUCGCGCAGCACGCAAUCGGGUUCGGCCGCGCACUCUUAUGCUCCACAGCGUGAGAUCGGUCUGAGGAACUCUAUCACAUUCUCAAACGGACCUGGCUUCACUUCGGCGGCCCAGCAGCAUGCAUUCCCGUAUCAACAGCAGGAGUAGGAAGUGCUGUCGGCCGCUUCGGGCGCACAUAAUGGAUGCGAUGGCAGUGGCAAGGCUGCAGGCUCUAAGAAUGGCGAUGAGGACUGGGAGGUGAUCGACGAGGAAGAGUUCGUGGAAGACCGGAACGGCUGGGUUUUUAACGGGCCCGGACUGGCUGUUCCCAAAACGGAGGAGUUGAAAGGGGGUCUUCAGUAGGCUUCAAGCCGCUAUGCGAGGCGAUGAGCGUGGGAAGGGUGGUGCUCGUUAAGCCAGUGGCCGCACCACCACUGCUCAUCUGUCU